Messenger RNA from Fraxinus pennsylvanica, 1089 nucleotides. NCBI's taxonomy places the organism in Eukaryota, Viridiplantae, Streptophyta, Magnoliopsida, Lamiales, Oleaceae. The record is from the annotation of a GenBank genome assembly.
AUGAAGCAUUUAUCUUCUUAUUUUGUGGCUACUUAUAAUUCAAAAGUAUUUUUCUAUGUUUUUGUUCUGUUAUGGGCUGCCUGUGAGGGAGUGAUAAAGCUACCAGAAAAUACUACAGUGCCUGCAAUAUUUGCAUUUGGAGAUUCCAUAGUUGACCAAGGAAACAACAAUGGAAUCAAGACAUUGAUUAAGGCCAAUUUUAUGCCUUAUGGAAAGGAUUUUGAAGCUGGGGUUUCUACAGGAAGGUUUUGCAAUGGAAAGACACCACCAGACUUGAUUGCCGAAGAACUAGGGAUUACAGAGAUCAUACCCGCUUAUCUUGACCCAAAUUUGAAACUCGAGGAUCUUAAAAAGGGUGUAAGCUUUGCUUCCGGAGGUUCUGGAUACAAUCCCGAGACUCCUAAAUUAGUGUCAGUUAUAUCAUUAUCAGAUCAAUUAGAAUCAUUUAAAGAGUACAUUGGGAAGCUCCAAGGGGCUGUUGGAGAAGAAGAAACACACAACAUUUUAACCAAUAGCCUCUACAUCGUGGUAGCAGGCAGUGAUGAUCUUGCCAAUACCUACUUCACACUUGGUGUUAGCAAGUUGCAGGACAUAAAUUCCUAUACUGAUCUUAUGGUUUCUUCAGCUUCAAGUUUCGUUCAGGAAAUAUACAAUCUUGGAGCAAGAAGAAUUGCUGUUUUUGGUAUCCCACCAAUAGGAUGUUUGCCAGCUCAAAGAACCCUAGCUGGUGGUGGUGUUAGAAUGUGUGUGGAAAAGUAUAAUCAGGCAGCACAAUUGGCUAAUUCCAAGUUUUCAUCUGAAUUUGAUUCACUUGCUGAAAAGUUACCUGAAUCCAAAGUGGUUUACAUUGACAUUUAUAACCCUGUUCUUGAUCUCAUUCAAAGGCCUCAAAAUUAUGGGCUUGAAGUAACAGAUAGAGGAUGUUGUGGCACAGGAAAUAUAGAAGUGGCAGUAUUGUGCAAUAAAUAUAGUGGAACAUGUCCAGAUGACACUAAGUAUUUAUUUUGGGACAGUUACCAUCCCACAGAGAGAGGCUAUAGAGCUCUUGUUGAUCAAAUCCUUCAAAAAUAUGUUAACAGAUUCUUCUGA